Messenger RNA from Rubroshorea leprosula, 2667 nucleotides. The record is from the annotation of a GenBank genome assembly. Lineage: Eukaryota; Viridiplantae; Streptophyta; Magnoliopsida; Malvales; Dipterocarpaceae.
GAGGGGUGAGGGAUUGAGAGAAUCACGGCGCGCCGUUGCUGGUAGAAGGGGAAGCCCUAUUCUCCCUGCCUCCUCCUGCCUUUGCUUUCCCAAUCAAUCAAAGACCCCACAAUUUUCUCCACCUUUCUCUCUCUCCAAUGCCAGCAUCUCCCUCAGAUGCCCGGGGCCGAUGGAAGCGUCGGAAGCGAGACCGCAAACCCAAACAGCAGCUUCACGACGACAACGACGCCCUUCAGGAGGAUGACGAAGAAGAAGACAACAUCAACAACAACAACGAUGACCUCGACAAUUCCGUUGAUGAAGCUGGUGCUGCUGUGCCCGAUCCAUCCGCGGGGCCCAGCGAGAGCGAGGUCUUGGCUGACGGUAGGGUCCGCAUCUCCGAAUUCCCGGUUGUGGUUAAGCGGACCGUCAACCGACCCCAUCCUUCCGUCAUGGCUAUUGUGGCGGCUGAACGGGCGGGUUUGGAUGGGGAUAGUAAGGGGCAGCAGGUUGGGGUAGCCGUGUUGGAGAAUAUUUCUUACGGCCAGCUGCAGGCGUUGUCUGUGGAACCUGCGGCACAUGAUCAGGACAAGUUUGUGAUUGCUCCGCCACCAAUUAUGGAGUGUAGAGGCGUGGUUAAGAGGUUUGGGAGUAGGGUUCAUGUAGUGCCAAUGCAUUCAGAUUGGUUUUCACCAGCUACAGUGCAUCGAUUAGAAAGGCAAGUGGUCCCUCAUUUUUUCUCUGGAAAAUCACCAGAUCACAGCCCAGAAAAGUAUAUGGAAUGUAGGAACUACAUUGUUGCCAAAUACAUGGAUAAUCCAGAUAUGAGACUUAUUACCCCUGAUUGCCAAGGACUGGUAGAUGGUAUCAGUAAUGAAGAUUUAGCACGAAUUGUUCGGUUUCUUGAUCACUGGGGAAUUAUCAAUUAUUGUGCUGCUUCACCAAGCAAUGAGCCUUGGAAUGGUGGCUCCUUCAUAAGGGAGGAUACAAAGGGUGAGGUUCAUGUGGCGUCAGCUGCUUUAAAGUCUAUUGAUAGUUUGAUAAAAUUCGAUAAGCCCAAAUGUAGGCUCAAGGCAGCUGAUGUCUAUUCAUCAUUGUCCUGUCAUGGUGAUGAUUUUUCGUACUUGGACGACAGAAUUCGAGAGCGUUUGUCUGAAAACUGUUGCAAUCAUUGUUCUCAGCCUCUUACUUCUAUGUCGUAUCAGUCACAGAAGGAAGUUGAUGUGCUAUCAUGCUCUGAUUGCUUUCAUGAUGGGAGAUUUGUUAGUGGUCACUCAAGCAUAGAUUUUAUAAGAGUCGAUUCAGCACAAGAUUAUGGUGAACUGGAUGGAGAAACUUGGAGUGAUCAAGAAACUCUUCUACUGCUCGAGGCAAUGGAAAUUUUCAAUGAGAAUUGGAAUGAAAUAGCAGAGUAUGUUGGUACAAAGUCAAAAUCACAAUGCAUACUUCAUUUUCUCCGUCUGCCCAUCGAGAAUGGAAUAUUAGAAAAUAUUGAAGUUCCAAACAUGUCUAAAUCAUUUAAUCUUCCAAAUGGAGAUGAUAAUGGUAGACUGCACUCCAGCACAAAUGGAAGUCUUCUAGAUGCUGAUUCUGAAAACAGCCUCCCUUUUGCAAAUUCUGGGAAUCCUGUAAUGUCAUUGGUUGCUUUUCUGGCCUCUGCUGUUGGACCAAGAGUUGCUGCAGCCUGUGCCCACACAUCCUUGGCAGCAUUGUCUGAAAAUGUGGAAGGAGCAGGACACGGUGAUAGGACAAAUUCAGAAAAUGUACAUGGAAAAGGAGGUUUUCAUGGUUCAAUUCAGCAAAAGGGCGAAAACUCAGCACUACACGGUUCAUGGAGUCGAAAGGAGGCUGAGACUGCUCCAUUGUCUGUGGAAAAAGUUAAAACUGCUGCAAAAGCUGGCCUUGCAGCUGCAGCUAUGAAGGCAAAACUGUUUGCUGACCAUGAGGAACGGGAAAUUCAAAGACAUUCAGCUAAUAUAAUAAAUAAUAAGUUAAGGAGAUUGGAGCUGAAGCUUAAGCAGUUUGCAGAGAUUGAAACCUUGCUGAUGAAAGAAUGUGAACAAGUGGAGAAAACAAGACAAAGGUUUGCUGCAGAACGGGCCCAUAUUAUAUCUACUGGACUUAGAUCCCCUGGAGUUGCUUCACAGAUGACUCUACCUGGUGUUGCUCCCUCUAUGGUUAACAGUAACAUAAGCAAUAUGAGGCCACAAGUAAUUUCAGCCUCGCCUUCACAACCCAGCAUUUCAGGAUAUGGCAGCAGUCAGCAGGUACAUCCCCACAUGCCAUUUAUGCCACGUCAGGCAAUGUUUCCAAUGGGACCAAGAGUCCCCCUUGCAGCCAUGCAGGCUUCCACAACAGCACCUAAUGUUAUGCUUAAUGCCCCAGUAAAUGCACAGCCUGCCGUUAGUCAUCCACUGAUGAGGUCUGUAUCUGGGACUAGCUCUAGUUUAGGUUGAACUGAUAAACUUGAUGUAAACUUGGAAUUGAAUUGUGGUUCGAUUUAAUUGGAGCUGUUACUCUGUUUUCCCUACUGCAAAUAGAAGAGAGAACCGUAUAAAUGGAUGAGCCACAAAUGUAACUUCACAUCUUGUAGUUCAUAUACAAGGCAAGAGAGGCGAUUUGGAGGGUUUGUAACAUCAUCAUCUAGAUUUGGAAUAUCUAUACUUUCAAUUAAUUACAACAUUUUCU